AUGCCUUCACCAAAUGAUGUCAGAAUGGAAGAAAUACCACUGGAAGAUGAUGAACAAGACAGCAUCGAAUACAAGAUCCUAAUGGCCUACGCCCAGCGGCGGUUAUCUGUCAGUAAAUAUGAGAAACUUCUGAAAAAUGAGGGUAACGUGCAGAAAUUACCCUUAAUUGUGCUUCAAGGACCAAGGAAGACUGACCAUCAAAGGAGUACAGAUGGACCAAACCGAAGAAUUGUUCCUCAGGGUGGCACGAUGCAACAGCAAAGCAAAAAACAAUUGAAAGUAAAAUACUUGCCAGGAUAUUGUCUACCUUUAGUCUGCAGCACAGCAAAGGAGGAACAGCCCCCACCACUGUUAGCACCCGGAGAUUGCAUGGCACAAUUCUUAGUUGCUGAGAAUCAAUCUGAUAGCCUUCGAGAAGAGAGUGACACAGCAGAUGUCAGCCACAUUGCAGACAAACUUGCCAAGCUUGUUACUUCCAAAUCCAAGAAAUCUCCUUCAGAUGUGUCGUUCAAGAUAUUGUCUGAGGCUUCAUCUCGGGAACAAGAUGACAGCGAUUCUACUCAUGGAAGUGAGGGUGAGGAACAUGAUGAAGAAAAGAUAAUACAAACAAUAGUUUCACUGUUACGACAAGAAGGGGACCAACUAGAAGAAAAGAUCAAAGAGGACAGGGUUUUCUAUCAGCAUUUUCGAGACAUGCUGUCCUACCCCUUCUUCAAGAGGAUCACUGAUUUGUUCCUGGAGGAUGUCUCAGCGGAUUCAACAAGUGAGCCGGGAGGCCAAGUACAAUGCACAAAAGUCGCCUUUUCAAUGGAAGUUGCCACCAGACUUACUGCUGUGGACAACCAUCCUAUGAACCUAGUCUUGGGCUUUGGAUUAAAGUACCUCAGAGAUCACUUCAAGCCAUGGAUUCAGGAGCAGGGUGGCUGGGAGAAGGCUUUGGCUUCACUGUAUCAGGAGGAAGUAGAAUAA
Molecule: messenger RNA, 969 nt
Organism: Tauraco erythrolophus (red-crested turaco)
Lineage: Eukaryota; Metazoa; Chordata; Aves; Musophagiformes; Musophagidae
Source: RefSeq, a predicted model, not a curated record